UAGACAUUGAAUCUCGUGCAGACUCGCGUUUCGUCGUUGCAGUAGCUGUCGCAGAACCAGGGGGCGGAAGAAGGCCUGCUUCAACCAUCUCUUGCUCUAUCUUCUUGGUUCUAGAAAUGGCGACGGAUGAAGAUUCACGUAGGGUAUUGACCAUUUCAAUGACGAAGUAGUCCAUUGCUGGUCCGUCCAUUAGUUUCGGUGGUGGAUCCGCUAGAGCAGAUAUACUGGCGGAAAGCGUAGCCAUAGACGUAGAGGGAUUCAUCUCGGUAUAUAGAAAACAGGUCACUCAGUAGGGAAUCCUGAAUUUGUCUGAGCCUGCUAUAGGCUGGUUCAGAAGAAAGGUUCGGGCGCUUCCGAACUUGGACGGAACCCACUCGUUCUCCCCCACGGCUACAUCCCAACAUUGAUUUCUCUACCUGUGCUUUAGUUCUACUCUGAACGUUUAGGAUUGGAUCUCUAGGCAUUCUUGGUGAGGCAGGAGUUAGAUCAAACCUAGAACUUGGUGAAGUUCAUUCAACCACCGUACUUACCUUCCCUCACUGGGUGGCUGCUUACACACGACCAUUCGUUGGCCACGAUCACGCUCAUUUAAAGACAUCCUGCAUCGUGAUUAAACCUGUUACGACCUCACGACUCGUAGACAAAGCAAGAGGUUGACUAAGCCUCAACAAAAUGUCUGCCCUUUCGUCGUUCUUUCCUUCCAAGUUUCUAGGCCAUCCGCGCGAUCGAGCGGAUUCACCGCUCUCUCGUCUUCGUUUCCAAUUGGACACCAUGCCGGGGUCCAGGAAAUAUGUCUUCACACCUGCUACGCGAGCCGAGAUAUUAUCGGAACUAUAUGAUUCCUUCUGGGGCUCUUAUUCGCAUAUGUUCCUACCAAACUCGAACUCUAGUCUUCCGAUGCAUGCCACUCUGAGCGAAGUGCAAUUUCGUGCGGGUAUGCACACGGAUUCGAAUGCACCCUCAGAUAGGCCGUGUGGGCGUAUAUUCAAAAAAGGAGAGGCUUGUUUUCGUUGCAAGGAUUGCGCAGUGGACGACAGCUGCGUGAUGUGCUCACGAUGCUUCGGUGCAACGAAUCAUGUGACACAUAAUGUCAUCUGCUUCAUUGCCCAGCAGUCGGGAGGUACCUGCGAUUGCGGAGACGCGGAGGCCUGGACAACAGAUCCUCAAUGCCCAUCUCACACCAUCUCACCAGAGACGUCGGAUUCUGUGCAGCAAUUCAUUGCAGGGACCCUUUCAUCACCUCCUCGAACCACUCCUAAGACUAUCGCUGGCCAAGAAGUCCCUCCAGUGAAGAAUUAUUCAAAGAGAGCUUCCAUUCCUCCUGAUUUGCAUGAAUCUAUGAGUCGAACAGUUGGCUAUGCAAUAGAUUAUAUCCUCGACACACUUGACUAUUCGCCGGACGAGACCAUCUGCCCGAGGGAUGAGAUCGUCCUUCGUAAUCAACCCUCCGGCGAUCCUAUGAUGAUGAAGGAACAAUAUUGCAUAGUCAUCUGGAAUGAUGACAAGCAUUCUUACGAUGAGGUUUCUCAGUUAUUGGUCGACACAACGGGUCGGACAAAGGAUGAAGCGUCGGAGGUUGUAGCCAGAAUUGACGAGAAUGGUCGUGACGUGGUGGAUAUGAACGCUAACGUUCCACGACUGCUCGAAAUAGGCCACUCAAUAUCCCAAGUUGACCUUGGGGUAACCAUUCGUCGAGCAUACGAUACAUUUCGAGAGCAAGUUAGUGCGGUGAUUAUAGAGUGGUUAUUGGACCUUACUCGCAGUCGCAUCGGGUCGGAUACUGUGACAAUGCGAGAGAUUGUUGCGGCCGAGCUGCUCUCUUCCAGAAAGCAUAGCACCCCGCAAGCUCGUGCGGAUAUGAGCGAACUCCAAGAUCCUGCAAGGAUCGACUGGAUGUUCGUCUAUCACACCAAAUUGUGGAAGAAACCAAGGCUCAAUCUCAAGGAGGUAUACGCAUCCCUUCUAUUCUUAAGUCACGAACAUAAGCUUGCCGUCGCAUCACACUUCGCGAAUAUCUACAAUCGUGUCAUUGACCUCUACCUACUUGUCGACCGCGAGGCCGAAACAUCCGUCAAAUACUUCACGCUGCAGCUGUUCACCAUUCCCUCUGUAGCUCUCUAUGUAGCUCGACAACACAACAUGAUUUCCCGGCUCUUAGCUGUUGUGACAGCUUUUUUCACGAAUCAAAUUGAAGGCAGGCGCAUCAUCAUGCCACCAGACCUCAACAUACAGAUUGAUGUCGAGACAUUCCCAUUCAAGUCCAAACGGUUCAUGCCCGUCUUCAGCGAUCUGCGGUACCUCUGCAGCAGCGAGCCUGUGCAGAAACUCAUCGUCCAGAACAAUGAAUUCAUCUCUCAAUUCGCGAAGACAUGCCAGCUAUUCAUGUGCGUUAACCCCAACAAACGUCUCGCUUCCGACCACGUCGAAUACGAGACAGAUGCUUGGAUAAGUGUAUUCAACGUUACGCUUUCAUUGUCUCGCGUCAUCAAGACCUACGGUCAAGCGUUCGCCAAGGCCUCGGUUGCUGAACUUGUGGCAGCCGUCAACACCGUGAUGCACCAUAUUCUCAUCGCAUCCGUGGCUCGGGACGACGAGAGAGAUCCGACUAGGUUUCCUCCCAUUGUCUUCCACGACGUUGAGUUCGGUAAUUCAACAUACAAUGUAGUUGACUUCAAUGUGUUAGAUGGACCAGUCAGCUUCCACCAUUCAUUGCAAUGGCUGCUGUCCGAGUUACUCAAACAUGUGGACAUUUUGACCGAAGAGAAUCUGCAGCAGGUCGGCCUGCAGUCUCUUCGGGACGUUUGCCUUCGGAAGGCGAGCGAGCAGGCGGUGCAAACCAUUGUUGACUAUCCUCUGCGAGUUCUUGCCAUGGUUGCUCAGAUCCGAACCGGAUUGUGGGUACGAAACGGAUUCGCCAUCCGCGGCCAACUCAUUCAUUAUCGUGAUUACAUGUUGCGAGAACUGUGCUAUGACCAAGACCUGUUCAUUCUACAGAACGCUUUGGUCAUUCUAAACCCGGACUCAGUGUUCAUCAGCAUGCUUGACCGCUUCCAAUUGACUUCAUACUUUUCUGGCGCGGCCUUGCACGAAGUGUAUGAAGAUACCCAACUAGGCGGGAUGGUUGAAGAAUUGCUAUACGUACUCACCGCUAUCUUGACGGAGACUGCAUGCGCCUCAAAGAUGCCCAUCUCCGUGCUCAUUCGAAGAGAAAUUGUGCAUGCCCUUGCUGUUGGUCCUGCCACCUUCACAGACCUCACCAAGCGUGUCGCUGAACGGUUGCCGGAUGACAUCAACUUCGAGCGCGUAUUACGCGAAGUCACGAACUUCAAAGCACCCGAUACCACAUCUGACCUUGGCAUGUACGAGUUGAAGGAUGAGGCGUAUGACGAGAUCAAUCCCUUCUUCUAUCACUACGCGCGCAAUAAGCGUGAAGAAGUCGAGGUAGUCCUUCGCACACGGUUCCAAAAGCGUGGUAUUGAAGACCCAAUAAUCAUCCCCAAGCCGCUCAACAUCACAUUCGGUCCCUUCACGGUCCUGCCGUCUGUCUUUGAAUCCGAAGUCCUUCUGCAGAUUCUUUUCUACUCUCUUUACAAUGUGCUAAGUGUGACUGAUAACACCGGCAAUGCACCUCCAGCUGCGGAAGCCAUCCUUGACCAAGCCAUCUACUUGAUCAUGUCUGCCCUUAUUGAGCGACUUGAUUUCUUUAGUAGCCUUGCCGUGUACAAGUCCUUUGAAGAGGAUCGGAAUUUACUUUCUAUGCUCUGCGCAUUGGAACACCACACUACAUUCGGCAAGGCGUACAAGGGACGCAUUGGAUGGAUUCUUACUCGAAUCGCCCAGCACGAACCAAAUGCUGUCCAAAUACAGCGAUUUAUCCCUGAGUCGUCGAUGGCUGACGAUCCAAAUGAAGCGAAGAAACGUGCCGCAAAAGCGAGACAAGAGGCGAUUAUGAGGCAGAUGAAGGCUCAGCAAGCUAGCUUUGCUGAUACAUUCGAUGACUUUGGUGACGAUGACGAGGAAGACAUGGGUGAUACACCGGAAACGCCAGUUUCAUAUGGCACUUGUAUCGUCUGCCAGGAGGAGCUGAACAAUAACAAGGCGUUCGGCUCCCUUGGCUUCCUCCAACCUAGUCGCGUAUUGCGCCGCUACCCCGAACCCCCUAUAGCGCAAAUGAACGACGUCUUCACAGUGCCCGAGACAUUAGAUCGCGCCGGACCUCCAUCAGCUAUUGCAACGUUCCCACCAUUGGAGGCUGCUCAGGUGAAGUGGGACGGUCCCCCGAAGUUUGACGCAUUCGACACCUCACUCCAUGGUCGGUUCGGUCUUCAUGCAUCAAUAUGCAGUCAUAUGAUGCAUCUGGAAUGCUUCACCGUAUACAGCGCCUCAAUACGCCAACGACAUCGAAUGCAGGCUACGAGGAAUCAUCCGGAGAGUAUCCCGAGAAAGGAGUACAUCUGUCCUUUGUGCAAAAGUUUGGGAAACGUCAUUCUACCUGUCACGCAACCCCAAAGCCUGAUUCUUAACCCCGUUCCGUUCGCCGAUUGGAUUCGUGCCCAAGGGAUUAGUAUUCUGAAGUCAAAGUCGGAUCCGGUCCUUGAAUCCCUUCAGUUCAGAAAUGGGACAGGCGAGUUUGUGUUCUGGUCAGCUCAAGACCCGGGAUAUCAGUCUUACAUGCGAGGUGGCGAUCGUUCAGACCCUUUGGAAGUACAUAAAAUGGUUGACACUGUUAUGGUCAUCGCGAAGACCAUUUCUACACAAACUCGACAUCUCAGGACAACGCGCCCAGAACCUGAUCCUGGUGAAAGAGGUGCUGGAUUAUACCUUCCGGAGGAUCUGGUCGCUUACACGAUCUCAUGUCUCGAAGUGGCUCAACGGGGGCAGGGACAUCCAGGAACAACAGUCGCCGACAGUCUUACAGAAUCCCAAGUUCAAAUGAUUCAAGGCAUCGUGUCCUGCUUGACCAAACUAGCUUCUUUGAACUUCAAGAGUCGACCAGAUGAAGGACGUCUCGCAGUGCGACAAGCCAUCAUCAAACGUCUCCUGCCAGAGUGGAGUCGUACAUCCUUCACCUCCUUCGCCUAUCCUCUUCUUCUCAGGGACCCGUUUACUGUCCUAGCCGAGACCGCAGCUGUAGCGCCUGACAUCCUCAGGCAUGUUCUCAUCCUGACUUACUAUGCCUGCCUCGCUCGCACGGUCAUCGCGCUCAUUUACUGCAUGUCCAAGGUACGGCCUCAGUCCCAGCCACCAGGCACUCAACAGUACGAGGACAUCUUUGGCGAUGUUCGAAUGUUCUUCAUGUCUGUCAUCCGUCCCGCGCCUUCUUUAGAGCAUAUUACCGAAGUAGCGUUCCAAACCUUUGGAGACGCGAAGAUCGCAAAAAUGCUAUACGUCUUCACUCUUCCAUUCCUUCGACGAGCAGCCAUCUUGUGCAGGGCGAUCAUGCCGAACGCCUUUUCAACUCCUGAAGAUACUGAUGAUUUAUGCGAGUAUCGUCGUCUCCUAAAGAUGCUCGGUAUCCCACCCCUCUCUGAUCUUCCCAACCAAGAUACCUUGCAAAAUGCACUUUCGGGCUGGUGCUCGCACUACGGUCACUCCCCUGCAGCUGCUCAGCUCAACAGCGGAAUCUAUCUGGAUUACCCCACCAUUUACCGUCUCGCAAGACUUCCCGUUGUUUUUGAUCAUCUGUUCCUGGAACAAGAGAAGCUGCUGAUAUGCCCGAAUUGCAAAACCGUCCCGCAGGACGCGGCAAUAUGUUUGAUGUGCGGAACGUCAUGUUGUCUGCAGUCGCACUGUUGCAUGGAAGCUUCGCCAAUUGCUCAUCGGGGUGAAUGCAACCUCCAUGAACGAACCUGUUCGGGUCCCAUUGGCAUAUAUUUUCUGCCAAAGCGCUGUUCCAUCUUGUUCCUGUAUGCGAACAGUGGCACAUUCGCGCAGUCACCCUACCUCGACGUACAUGGCGAACUCGAUAUCAACAUGCGUCGUGGCCGCAGACAAUAUCUGCACCAUGCUCGGUGGGAAGAGGUUCGCAGACUGUGGCUCACUCAUGGAAUACCCACCACGAUCGCUCGCAAGCUCGAGUCAACGGUAGACCAGGGUGGAUGGGAAACUCUAUGAUUAUGAGCUCCUUGAAUGAUAAUCUCUCUCGUCACUGCUUUCUCUAGGACCCUUGGUUUGUAGAUGAUUCACGGCAACCCUCAUCAUAGAUAGAACGACAAGGACUGUUUCACAUCGACCACAAUCACAAUGUAUAGUACUCCAUCAACCGACCCGUUGUGUAGCCUACAUUUCAACGUCUUAUUUGUUCACGUUCCAGAACGUGAAAUGAGAGCAUUCAAAGAUAGUAUGGUACUGAAUGCGGCGUGAUGCAACGUGUGAAUUGACCCUGAUAUGCCGAGCUCUAUUGUUCAAUGUGCCAAAGCAGUCUUCAGCCUUUCCUUGAUCCUGUCCUG
Messenger RNA from Somion occarium, 6449 nucleotides. NCBI's taxonomy places the organism in Eukaryota, Fungi, Basidiomycota, Agaricomycetes, Polyporales, Cerrenaceae. The record is from the annotation of a GenBank genome assembly.